AGGAGCGACCUCGGGGCCCUGUUUGCUGAAAACGUGACGCUGUUAGUGGUUGGGUCAGACAGCGGCGGGUUAAGAGAGAGACACGGAAUCGCUACUGUGGUUUGGAGUGCCGAGCGCUGCCGGUAUCGUCUACAGAAGAAGCUGUCGCUGUUCGGAUUAGCAGAUAGACACGAUGUAUCUCUGCAGGGUCGCUUUUUACAACCUGGCACCCGCGGCGAAGAUCUCAUUCUCUUCGCGAUUACUUAGGAACGCGUAUAGGACUGGGAUUCGCCAGAUGUCCUCUGGUGGUCAUUCAGGUUCCUCAGGCGGGAACAUGUUUUAUGCUCUGAUGAUCGGUGGAGUGUUUGCAGGCGCGGGCCUUUACGCAUACAAAGUUCUCCAAGAGGAUAAAGUCAGGUACAAUGACAGGGUUGCACAGCUAAUGGAGCAUCCAAAGAGCAUUCAGAGUGAGUCUGAAGAGAUGCCUCAGGAACUUCAACCCAAGAGUACAGAGAAAACCGUAGAUUGCGAUGAAGUGCCAUCUCCUGAAGUGGUGGAAGCUCGUGAAGAGGCCUCUGUGGCUGAGAGUGUUAAGCAACCUGAAAUUCCUGCAUCAGUUGAACCCAGCAAGGAAAAGUCAACAGCGGAAGAAGAAAUGAUCACAGUUCUGCCAGCAUCUACUUCAGCUAAAGAUGAUUCCCAAACUCCUGAAGUACCUGAAGCUGGUGGAGAGGCCACGGAGAUAAUAGCAGUGGAGGUGGCGAGCCCGGUGGUUGACGAUGCUGAGCAGACGGAAAAUCCUCCAGCAGUUGUAGAACCCGCAGUGCCAUCGGAGGAAGAAGAAGUGACAUCGGAGGAAGAGGAAGUGACAUCGGAGGAAGAGGAAGUGACAUCGGCGGCACAGGAGCAAUAGCCAUGACCGAAACAAAUUACAGACGAGCUGAAUUUUCAUAUCGGGUAACUUGAUUGUUUGGACCCUGCAAGGAGUUACAACACGCGACAAUGAUGAUGCGCAGAAACCUGCAAUUUCUACAUUUGAGGAAUAGUUCUAAAAGUGGUUUAUUUCUCACUUUACAAUGUGCAAUCUAGUGCAUAUUUAUUGUUUUAGCAUUAAGCCAUAACAUUAGCACUGUGCAACUAUUAGUUCUACUAUUGUACUUACAUAGUCUUUUGGAUUUCUAAAUAUAUAUUAAUAUAAUUGAUAAAUACUUAAUUUCAAAGUUAAGUGAGUGUUUCUGUAACAAUACUGAGGUAGAUGGAAGACAGCAAUAAAGGAAGGAAGGGUACAUUGCGGUGAAGAAACACUCAGAGUGGGAGGGCAGGUGUCGGAGAUGCUUGAACUGGGGCACCACAGCAGUGUAGUGGUUAGCCCACACUGUUACAGCUCUGGCGCCGUCUGUAUGUUCUCCCUGUGAACCUCGUGGGUUUUCUCCAGGUGCUCGGUUUCCUCACAAAGUCCAAAGACAUGCCGCUUAGUAGGGUAAUUGGUCAUUGUAAAUUGCCCUGUGAUUAGGCUUGGGUUAAAUAGGUGGGUUGCUGGGCAGUGCGUCUCGUUGGGCUGGAAGGGUCUGUUCUGCUCUGUAUCUCUAAAUAAAAUAAAAUAUGUUGAUUCAU
Mobula hypostoma (lesser devil ray) is the source of this 1593-nucleotide messenger RNA. RefSeq names its product mitochondria localized glutamic acid rich protein a (gene mgarpa). Gene Ontology annotation, biological process: anterograde axonal transport. The transcript is spliced from 7 exons. Gene Ontology annotation, cellular component: mitochondrion; mitochondrial outer membrane. Lineage: Eukaryota; Metazoa; Chordata; Chondrichthyes; Myliobatiformes; Myliobatidae. The record is from RefSeq and is a predicted model, not a curated record. The coding region runs from base 173 to 892 and encodes 239 amino acids.